Hyposmocoma kahamanoa is the source of this 1652-nucleotide messenger RNA. Its product is annotated as glycosaminoglycan xylosylkinase homolog. Gene Ontology annotation, molecular function: phosphotransferase activity, alcohol group as acceptor. Gene Ontology annotation, cellular component: Golgi apparatus. Gene Ontology annotation, biological process: protein phosphorylation. The coding region runs from base 1 to 1278 and encodes 425 amino acids. The transcript has 6 exons. NCBI's taxonomy places the organism in Eukaryota, Metazoa, Arthropoda, Insecta, Lepidoptera, Cosmopterigidae. The record is from RefSeq and is a predicted model, not a curated record.
AUGACUUUGAAUUACGCUUUUGGGUUUUCCAUUUUUCUUGUUAUUUUUGUUGGUCUGAAUGUAUAUUUUUUCUAUACCUUGAAUACUGUAGGAAGAAGACCUGCAAAUAUCAAUGUGCCUGAUGUUAAACCCGAUUUCGGGCCAAAUGUAUAUAAAGAUAUUUAUCAUUAUCUCAACUAUUUACACAAUCAGUAUAAGAACAAAAAUCCUGAAUUUGCUACCGUGCAAACAGAUCUUUUGCGUUCCUUCAAUGCUUCAAACAAUAAUAUCAACGUAAAGGAUAUUUGGUUAGACACGCAACAGUGGUCCAGUGAGGAGUCACUUUUCCCCCAACAGAAUGGAGCAGCUGGAAAAAUACUUCAAGCAAUGCGCACAUCCCAGAUAGUCCUUGUGGAUAAUGCGCCAAAAGGCACCCAACUGAAGUUAUUACUUGUAUUAGAGGGAAAUCAAAAACUGUACUUUAAGCCAAAACGAUACAAGCUGAGCACUGUGAUAAAUGGUAACAUUUAUGCUGGUUUUGACCGGUAUAAUUCUGAAGUAUUUGCCUAUUAUUUAGCUACGGUAAUGAAUUUCAAAUGGAUUGCGCCAUCGGUUAUUAGAAAAAUCAAUCUUUAUCAAGAAAUUAUACCUGUAGCAAGUUUGGGACUAAAAAAAACAACGGUGAAGUAUGGCAACGGCACAGUGUGCAUUUAUGGAAAAUGCUUCUAUUGCCGUAAAAACGAAACUGUUUGUCCAGACGAAAAAGGAGAUAUUGAAGGAGCAGCUAUACUUUAUUUGGACAAAUCAUUUCAAAUUCAUCAGUCUCCAUGGCGACGUUCUUAUAAUAGUAAAAAAAUGGAAUGGGAAACAGACAAUGACUUUUGUAAAAAAUUGGUCAAUGGACUAAGUACAACAAGAAUUCUGAAUUUAGUGGAUAUAGCUAUAUUUGAUUUUUUAAUUCAAAAUGGAGAUCGACAUCGAUAUGAAGUAUAUAAAAAUAAAAUCCUCUUCAUGGACAAUGGAAAGGGCUUAGGAAACCCUACAGUGGAUGAGUUAGAUAUUUUAGCGCCACUUUAUCAAUGCUGCAUGAUAUCAAUGUCUACGUGGAAACAUCUAAAAAUGCUUACUGGUGGAAGUUUAACUGAAACUAUUAAACUUUUAUCUUCUUUCCAAGGAAAUGUUCUUGCUACUGAAGAUCAUUUUAAGGCAGUAGAAAGAAGGCUGCUAAAAGUUUUCGCCACUGUUCAAUAUUGCAUCGGUAAACAUGGAAGUGCCAAAGUUUUCAAAGAUGAUCUUUAAAACGAAUUAGAUGCUUUAUUUAUUCUUGUUUUUAUUAUUACUGUUUGCAGAAUUUGUUGUUUAACUAUUGUGUAACUGUUUAGCUGUUGUAAGCUGAACACGUAAUAAAAAUCAUAUUAUAUUGAAAUGUAUUUCAGUCACUUGGAAAAAUAAGAAUACUUUGCGCAUGAAAUAAUCAACAUUCAUGGAAUAAAAUUUUAAAAUUAAGCUGAUCAAUUUGUGGUUGUCAUUGAACCUUCAAAAUUCAUGACCAUUAAUGUGAUGUCACACAAUGAUCUAUAAUAAUGAAUCAAUCUUUUAAAAUUAGAAUUGGUCUACACCUCUAUUUAUUUCCAAUGUUAUGUCAAAAAAAGGCGGGUUUUUGUAGUUACAGU